GCUGUUAGAGUGCGGCGUCGCCGCGGAGUUGCGAGCUGGGCUGCAGGCGGGUGGCGGGAGGGAGAGGCGGCUGCCGGGCGCUGAGGUCGGUCUGCAGAGCUCCAGCUUCCCGACGGGCGUAUUUGCUAAGCCUGGGGCUAGGUUUGAGCCGUGGCGAGGCGGCAGCGCAGCGCACACCAAAGAGACGGCGGCAGUGGCGGCCCCAGCCAUGCUGUGCUAUGUGACGAGGCCGGACGCGGUGCUGAUGGAGGUGGAGGUGGAGGCGAAAGCCAACGGCGAGGACUGCCUCAACCAGGUGUGCAGACGAUUGGGAAUCAUAGAAGUUGACUAUUUUGGACUGCAAUUUACCGGUAGCAAAGGUGAAAGCUUAUGGCUAAAUCUGAGAAAUCGGAUCUCCCAGCAGAUGGAUGGGCUAGCCCCUUACCGGCUUAAACUGAGAGUCAAGUUCUUUGUGGAGCCUCAUCUCAUCUUACAGGAGCAGACUAGGCACAUCUUUUUCUUGCACAUAAAGGAGGCCCUCUUGGCGGGGCACCUCCAGUGUUCCCCAGAGCAGGCCGUGGAGCUCAACGCCCUCCUGGCCCAGACCAAGUUUGGAGACUAUAACCAGAACACUGCCAAGUACAACUACGAAGAGCUGUGUGCCAAGGAGCUCUCCAGCGCUGCCCUGAACAGCAUCAUUGCAAAGCAUAAGGAGUUGGAAGGGACCAGUCAGGCUUCCGCGGAAUACCAGGUAUUACAGAUUGUGUCGGCCAUGGAGAACUACGGCAUAGAGUGGCAUUCUGUGAGAGACAGCGAGGGACAGAGACUCCUCAUCGGGGUCGGACCAGAAGGAAUCUCCAUCUGCAAGGACGACUUUAGCCCAAUUAAUAGGAUCGCGUAUCCUGUGGUGCAGAUGGCCACCCAAUCAGGAAAGAAUGUGUACCUGACGGUCACCAAAGAGUCUGGAAACAGUAUUGUGCUCUUGUUUAAAAUGAUUAGCACCAGGGCAGCCAGUGGCCUCUACCGAGCUGUCACAGAAACACAUGCCUUCUACAGGUGCGACACAGUGACCAGUGCGGUCAUGAUGCAGUAUAGCCGAGACCUCAAGGGCCACCUGGCAUCGUUGUUUCUGAAUGAAAAUAUCAACCUUGGCAAGAAGUAUGUCUUUGAUAUCAAAAGAACAUCCAAGGAGGUCUAUGACCAUGCCCGGCGGGCUCUUUAUAAUGCCGGCGUUGUGGACCUGGUGUCCAGGAGCGACCACAGCCCCCCAGGCUCCCCGCUGAAGUCCUCAGAAAGCAACAUGAACUGCAGCAGCUGCGAGGGCCUCAGCUGUCAGCAGACACGCGCCCUGCAGGAGAAACUGCGCAAGCUAAAGGAGGCCAUGCUGUGUAUGGCGUGCUGCGAAGAGGAGAUCAACUCCACCUUCUGCCCCUGCGGCCACACUGUGUGCUGUAAGAGCUGUGCUGCCCAGCUACAGUGUUGUCCAGUCUGCAGGUCACGUGUGGAUCAUGUUCAGCACGUCUACCUUCCAACCCACACCAGUCUUCUCAAUCUAACCAUAAUAUAA
This is a messenger RNA of Chrysochloris asiatica (Cape golden mole), 1546 nucleotides long. It is a transcript of the gene MYLIP, whose product is annotated as myosin regulatory light chain interacting protein. The transcript is spliced from 7 exons. The record is from RefSeq and is a predicted model, not a curated record. Gene Ontology annotation, molecular function: cytoskeletal protein binding; ubiquitin-protein transferase activity. Gene Ontology annotation, cellular component: cytoskeleton. Gene Ontology annotation, biological process: ubiquitin-dependent protein catabolic process. Lineage: Eukaryota; Metazoa; Chordata; Mammalia; Afrosoricida; Chrysochloridae. The coding region runs from base 209 to 1546 and encodes 445 amino acids.